Colletotrichum abscissum is the source of this 354-nucleotide messenger RNA. RefSeq lists its product as uncharacterized. Bases 1 to 354 code for a protein of 117 amino acids. The transcript has 2 exons. The record is from RefSeq and is a predicted model, not a curated record. NCBI's taxonomy places the organism in Eukaryota, Fungi, Ascomycota, Sordariomycetes, Glomerellales, Glomerellaceae.
AUGGACGCUGGACGCGGGGCAGGGUUUGGAGUAGCUAGCAAAAUGCCAGCCAAUGCCAACUAUGACGCAGACACGCAGCGCCAAUCCAACUCGACCAAGCCCAUGCAACUUGCAAGUGCAUUGUCUUCUCUGAGUGCACACCAGGACUGCAGGCAGGAAGAGGUCAAGCCAAACCUGCAAACCUGCACCUUCCCAACUUCUGGCCCCACUUCUAUCUCAAAGUUGGGCAUGGAAAGUUGGAUCCCCUGGCAGCUUCCUGGUGUCGAUGCGCCUGCCAUCCUGGGAACGGAAACGCACCUACCACCAGGUGGGUCCCUUUACAGCCUAUCGACAAUUCCUGGCCACUCGAGGUGA